AACUGAUAAAUGCUAAACAUAAAAUGAAAUCAGCUUUAAGUAGUGCAAACUUUUAAGGCAAAGAAAAGCUUUUCAGCAGUAAAAUCAGCAGAAAAACACAAUCUAUAGAUAAUACAACCUAUAUACAGUAAAUGCAACCUACAGAUAAUGAAAGACAAUUUUGUCAUAAAGAUAUUGUAUUAGGAACAGGAAACCCCUUGGCAUGGAAACCAGGUGGGUGACUUUGGGCUAAUCAUUGUGUCAGCUCUAAAUUAGGAACAAGGUACUAACAAACCAUUUUUAAAAAAAUAUUGCCAAGAAAACUGUACAAACCUGUCCAUGUAGACAUCUGGAGAGUCAAGACUCACUCAAAGAAUCAUAAUAAUUAACUGCACAGAUAAUUGAGGAAGCAAAAUAAAUUAUAUUAGCCAUGAUAAAAAUCCUCAAAUCCAUUCUAGAGCUAUAUCUUUGUAGCCUAUGUUGUACUACCUAUUCUAAGUUCAAGAGCUAGUUCGCACCAUGAUCACCCAUCAAGAAUUACUUUUUGGCUCCUAUGCAAUUUGUUUUCCUCAAUCCUAAUGCCAAAUUUCCAACUAGCAAGGGAUCUCUAAGGGCAUUUUCAUUAUAUUCUGAGGUGUCCAAUAAGAAAAAUACAUCUUUCUUCCAGUUUGAACUUUUCAUCAUUCUGAUUGCAUCAUUAAAAAUAGCAUAUAGAAACAUAAUAUAGGUACAGUAGUUGAGUUUUAUGGGGAUAAAUCUCUUCCAUGCCCUAUAGAGAAAUUUGCUUAGAGUUACAGACAUCUGUCUCACAAGAUUUACCAAACAUUCUGCUCAAUGAUACAGUAUGCGUCAAAAACACAGUGUAUAUCCAAGCAACCUUAUACUGCAAUAAGCCUUAGCUAAUAAGCCCCUCCAGAUGUGUCAGGGAUUCAGUCUGUCUGGGCCUUCUAAGUCAGAUAGCUUCUUCUCUUGUCAACUGAUGAAACUUUCUACCUCUUUCUAUCCAAACUGGUCAUGUUGCCAAUCAUUCUCUUAAUUUUUCUGCAUAACCAGGACUGCAGGGAGUGGAAUCCCAGUUAGACAAAGUGCUGCAGAGAGAGAGAAAAAACUGUCUUUCUCUCUUUUUAUUUCUUAUACACACCAAAUAUUUCUACCAACAGAGAGCACUUCCUGCUUUCCUUUUUCUGGCUUACAUACCCAGGGAGGAAAUAGAAACUACAGGUUGAGGAAAUGGAUUAAAAAACUUCUUGAUCCUCGGAGUUUAAGCUAACUCUUUCCUAUUUCCAACACAAACUUCUUUCCCUCCUUUUUCCUCUUUCCUGCUGCCUGAUCUACUGAGAAUCAGGAAGUUUUUUAAUCCAUUUCCUCAACCUGUAGCUCCUAUUUCCUCCCUCUUGCAGUUUAGCAAUUUAACUUUGCCUGGCUUGCACUAGUUGCCCUGCCAGCCAAUGGGUUGCCUUUUAUUAGGCUAACAGUUCACAAAAUAUGGAAGUGUUCAUUGUUUGCUCCCUUCCAUCCAAUUAUGUCUGAUUCUGGGAGACUGCCUACAUAAGUCUCUGCGGUGUUUUUGCCAAGGUUUUUUAAAAGUGAUUUGCCAUUGUCAACUUCGUAGGCCUGAGAGAAAGUGAUUGGCCCAAGGUCACCUGGCUGGCUUUAUAGCUAAGACAGAACUAGAACUCUCAAUCUCCUGGUUUCUAUCUGAUGCCUUAACCACUGCACCAGACUGGCUCUCAAUUUUCCAUUGAGUGUUAUAAAAAGCAGACUGUGGGAUGAAGAAGAUAAUAUGGACCAAUAGUAUGGAAAUUUUGAAAGCUGUGCAGUACUUCAAGAGAAAGAAGCAAGGAUCUUCCCCAAGUCUGUGGUGUUUAAGGCCCCUUAAGAAGAAGCAAAGAAACCACAAUUACUUCUUUAUUUUGGAAGGCCUGGAAGCAUCAUGGUUGACUAUGAAAUAACCUCAGCAAGGCAGAUCCCGCUUGAAAAAGCACAUCCCCACAUAGCUGCUCUCUUACAUGAUCCCUACCAGUUAGCAUCUUCCACAUUUGCAACAGAAAUCAUUGGUAAUGUAAACAUCUCUAUUUCUCCUGAACACAUUUUCGAGGGUGAUACAGUAAAAAUAACCUGCAUGACAGAAUACAUUUCAAGAACGGUGACCUGGAGGUAUAAUGUCAUCAAACCUGACAGGCUUACCUUGACAGAAGAGGAUAAAGAAGGAAGCAAGAUAGCAACUCUGACAAUAACAGACAUCAAGCUGAACGAAGCAGAUAAUUUUAGUUGCAGUUUUAAAGUCAACAGAGAGAAAUUGUCCUCAAUAUACAGAGGUGAAGUUAAUGUAGUGGUCUCUCAAAUUAAACUCGUGCCAUCAGAAAAUGUUUCUAUUGUCUGUGAUGGUACAGAUAGAAGAGAACUGAACUGCUGCACAGAUAGAGACAUACAACUUUUCUCUCCUUAUUGGAGACCCAAUGGAGCAAUAAAUAUUUCAGGAAGCACUACUUCUAUGAACAACUGUACCACCUACUUGCUACAGGCUAGUGAAUCUCAGUGCCCAGUAGACAAGUCUGGCACCAGCACUGAUUACACAUGUGAGCUAAAUACCACCUAUGGUGCUCGUGCCAAUAAAAUAAUCAAAGUGACAUAUUUUCGUGUGGCAAAAAUAACCCUUUCAAGUUCAAAGGCUAUUGUUUCUGAGGGAGAUGCUUUCUUUUUAACAUGCCAGAGUGAUGUGAGCAAUUAUGACACAGUAAUUUGGAAAAUUCAAAAUGGCAGAACUAUUAAGGAAAUAGCUAGUAUGUGGUACACCACCACAAAGAGCCUCACAGGUGCCAUGUCUGUGCUGACUGUACCUAGGGCAAACCAGGACUGGACUGGCAUCUAUACGUGCAAUUUUUCCCAACGUUUUUUGAGCAGCUUUGGAAAUAUAACAAUUAAAGUUAUUCCUUUGCUCCGGCCUCAAGAGAUCAUAAGAGAUCCCAUAAAGACUGUCAUUUCUUGUCCAGCAACAAGAAUUCUGGAAUGCUGUACAAGCCGAAUGGAAACUUACACUGUUAAUUUUUUUUCUCAUGAUCACAAUUCGCCUUUACCCAUUAGGGCAGAAAGAAGAAGAAGAAAUAAUCUCAACUGCUACUAUUCCAUACCAAGUUUCACAGGCAUACACUGCAAUUCCAAACGACGUGCUCUGCAAGUGCAUUGUAUGUUUAUGAAUCAAAUCAAUCAUAAUGUGACAAGUCCAGCUAUGGUCCUAUAUUUUGUAUCAGCAAAGAAUGUGGUGUGCAAUUCCUCAGACAUUGGUGUGGGAGCAAAUGAAGCGCAGAUCAUAAAGCCUUGCUUAAAUUUCCAUGGGACGAGUAACUCUGUGAGAGGAAACAUCACGUAUAGAUGUGAUCAUACGAAAUGGACUGUUCAUAGAAAUGACUGCCUGGCAGGCCCCAUCAAUGACAUUUUGAAUUCUGCUGAGUCUUUGGCCUCCAGUCCAGAGUCCCAGAAAAAGUUGCCAACAUUCCUUAAAAAACUGAAAGAAACCACCAAGCAGACACAGGAGGAAAUAAACGAUUCUGCUGCAAACCUAAAUGCUGUUCUUGAAACCCUGACUUUGAUAUCAGCCAUACCAGUAGAGGCGAAUGAAGAGAAUAUGGCAAACUUUGGGUCUACUGUAGAAACUAUUAUCACCAGUCCAGCAGAAACUUGGAAGCAUGUACAGAAUGGGAGCUCUCAAUUACUUGCUUCAGUAGAGCAAUUUUUAGGAUCACUCCAGCCAAUUAAUCAGUCUGUUCCUUCAAUCAUACAGGACAGUCUUCAGAUCAAAGGAACAGUUCUUGGUAAAAGCAGUACCUCCAUUUAUAACAGCAGCUUUGCUUUUCACCAGUCUGCAGGCCUCAGGGGAAGUGUGCUUAUUGAGGAUGCAAAAUUUGAUACUGAGAAAUCAAUCACAAUAGUCAGUGUGGCUUAUUCAACAAUUCAAUAUAUCAUUCCACAGUAUAGAAAGGAAAUGGUAAAUAGUUUGGUAAUGGCGACAGUAAUAAAUCCCCAAACAAACAAGGAUUUCCAGAUCAAAAUGGCUUUUGCGAAGCGUGAAAAGGUCAUGAGCAAUCCACAAUGUGUCUUUUGGAAUUUCAGUCUGGCAGAAGGAGGAGACUGGGAUAAUACAGGCUGUGAAACGAAGGAUGAUGGGGACAGUGUCAUUUGCACUUGCAAUCACACAACUUCCUUUGCCAUGCUCAUGUCUCCCUAUCAGGAAACCUCACUGGAUGAAAUGACUUAUAUCACUUACAUUGGCCUGAGCCUUUCUAUACUGAGCCUGAUGAUUUGCCUUGGAAUAGAACUGUUUGUGUGGAAAUCAGUCACUAAAACAAGAAUUGCAUACAUGCGCCAUGUUUGUAUUCUGAACAUUGCAGUUUCUCUCUUGAGUGCAGAUAUCUGCUUCAUUGUUGUUGCUGUAACACAUGACCAAAAUUAUGCAGUGGAUGGAAAUCUUUGCAUAGCAGCAACUUAUUUCGUUCACUAUUUCUACCUCUGUGUCUUCUUUUGGAUGCUCACUUUGGGACUGAUGCUCUUCUACCACUUGGUCUUCCUUCUGCACAAUGCAAGCAAGACCAUUAUGAAAACCAUUGGUUUCUGCUUGGGAUACAUCUGUCCUCUAAUAAUAUCAGCCAUCACAAUAGCCAGCACCCUUCCUUAUUCCUCUUACACAAGGAAAAAGAGCUGCUUUCUCAACUGGGAGGAAAGCAAAGCCCUCUUGGCCUUGGUGAUUCCUGCCAUGAUCAUUGUUGCUAUUAAUACUAUUGUUACUGUUGUAGUUAUAGCAAAAAUAUCAAGACGUUCAAUUGGGGAAAAGUCCGUCAAUGAAGAAAAGAGUGCUUUGUAUCGAAUUGCCAAGAGCAUUGGUGUACUGACACCGCUGCUAGGUCUUACUUGGGGAUUUGGACUGGCCACAGUUGUUCCAGGAAGCCCCAAAAUAUUCCAGAUAUUAUUUACUAUUUUCAACGCCUUUCAGGGAUUAUUCAUUCUGUUGGGUGGAACUCUCUGGGAUAGGAAGGUACGAGAAGCUAUGCUGAAUAAAUAUUCUUGGUCCAAGUGGAGUUCACAACACUCAAAGUCAAUAUCGCAAGGCAUGUCGGCUCCUAUGCUUUCCAUCAAUUCACCUUUUUCAAAAACUUUAAAUAAUUGGUUUGGUAAAGCAGGAAAAUACCAAGUCUCUUCUACAGAAUCAUCAACUGUAUCUUCUGAAAGCACUUCAAAGGCAUAUACUGUACUGACAUGAGUUCUUAAAUACCUGCAUAUUUGAAAGAGCUCAAGUAUUUUUCAAGUAAUAACUACACAAUAAAUAGUGAAUAAUGGAAUGUUGACUGUACAGAUUGUGGAAAGAAAGUGGCAUUUUAAUUAGCAUUUUUUCCCUGACAUACCACAUGAUGAACAGACGAAUAAUUGAAAUCUUUUAAGCGAGAUAUUUUGUGACACAGGCUCUAAUGCUAUUUUACAGCACUAUUUAUUUUACAGUAUCUUUCAAUGUAGUCAUGUUUGUUCCAAUCCAAUGUUUAAAAUGGACCAGUAGUGGAAAAGACAUAUCACAGACAAGAGCAAACAUGCUUCCCAAAAUUUAUGUGUGCUCAUAUAAAUUGUAGGUGCUGGAUAGGAGCAUUUGUUUAUUAUUUUCCUGAAGUGAAAAAAUUGCUAGUGCAAUCCUGGAGAUAUCAUCAGUUCAGAAGUAAAUAUCAUAAUUUUCAGUGGUUCUUUUCAUUCCCUGGUACAUCCUUUUCUAGGGCAAAACCCAGUAUGAAUUCACUUGGGAAGAACUCCAUUGAAUUUAGCUAGACUGGCUUCUGAGUUAGAGCAAUGAAAUUGCACUGAUAACCCUGUAAAUAAACUGGAACAGUUGUGCUAUCAGCCUCUACAGAAACAGAAGCACUUUAUUUUUAUAUUAUAGAAAAAUUUCCAAUUCUGCUACUCGUUUUACUAGGGAAAAACAAAGGGGAACUUUCUAUGUAAAUAUUUAUGAGGAUAUGACUUAAUAAAACUUUCUUGUUCAGAA
Molecule: messenger RNA, 6001 nt
Organism: Crotalus tigris (Tiger rattlesnake)
Lineage: Eukaryota; Metazoa; Chordata; Lepidosauria; Squamata; Viperidae
Gene: ADGRF5
Product: adhesion G protein-coupled receptor F5
Exons: 15
Coding region: 1913-5233 (1106 amino acids)
Biological process (GO): G protein-coupled receptor signaling pathway; cell surface receptor signaling pathway
Cellular component (GO): membrane
Molecular function (GO): G protein-coupled receptor activity
Source: RefSeq, a predicted model, not a curated record